Heterostelium album PN500 is the source of this 4257-nucleotide messenger RNA. RefSeq names its product nucleoporin 133 (gene nup133). Gene Ontology annotation, cellular component: nuclear pore outer ring. Gene Ontology annotation, molecular function: protein binding; structural constituent of nuclear pore. Gene Ontology annotation, biological process: transcription-dependent tethering of RNA polymerase II gene DNA at nuclear periphery; protein import into nucleus; poly(A)+ mRNA export from nucleus. Bases 1 to 4257 code for a protein of 1418 amino acids. Lineage: Eukaryota; Evosea; Eumycetozoa; Acytosteliales; Acytosteliaceae. The transcript is spliced from 11 exons. The record is from RefSeq and is a predicted model, not a curated record.
AUGGAACAAGGCGAUCUAUCUGUUUUAGUUUUUGGAUCAAGUGGAUUCAUAGGAAGUAAAGUUGUCAGUCUUUUCGAAUCGAACAGAGCUGUACUAAGAGUUAUACAUGCGAAAUCAAGAUUGGAAAACAGACAGGACAUUGAGAAUGAAAUACUUGAAACCAAACCAAAUAGAAUUGUAAAUUGUGCUGGUCUUACAGGUAGACCAAACAUAGAUUGGUGUGAAGAUCAUAAAGUUGAAACUAUCAGAACAAAUGUUAUUGGACACCUAAACCUUUUGGACAUUGCCAAUAAAUAUAAUAUACAUCUAACGGUGUUUGGAACAGGAUGUCUCUAUCAAUAUGAUAAUGAUAAACAUUCACUAAAUUCAGACAAAGGAUUUACAGAAGAGGAUCCAUUCAACUAUAGUGGUUCUUUCUAUUCUAAAACUAAAGGUAUAAUGGAAGAGUUAACAUCAUGCUAUUCAAAUGUUCUGACACUAAGAGUUAGAUUACCGAUAUCAGAUUCAAUGGAUGAAGAACGUAAUCUAGUUAGAAAACUAAUCGGCUAUGAGAAAGUAAUUAAUGUUAAGAAUUCAAUGACCGUACUCUAUGAUUUGCUACCAGUUGCCGUUGAUAUGUGUAUAAUGUCACGUCUUGGUGUCUAUAACUUUACCAACCCAGGUACGAUUUCACACAAUGAGAUACUGGAUCUCUAUAAGCAGUAUAUCGAUCCAACCUAUCAAUAUAAAAACUUCACUGUCGACGAGCAAUCCAAGAUCUUAAAGUCAGGUCGAUGCAACUGUGAGCUAGACACCACCAAACUACAAUCCCUAUACCCAUCGAUACCUCAUAUCUCUGAUUCAAUUAAUUUGGAACAUUCAUCAUUUAUAAAGAUGCAUUAUCUAAAGAGAAAGACAAAGUCAGCUACAUCAUUCUUUGGUGUUGGAACAUCAGCUUCUGAUAAUGAAAACCAAACUACAUAUAUAGAUAGUGAGGAUAUUGUUAUGGAUAAUGACGAUGAUCACACUCCAUCAUCGUCAUCAUCACUUUCAUCACCUUCAACAUCUUCGCCAUCAUUACAAUCAUCUACACAAAAACAACCAUUACCAUCAUUUUCAAACAACAGUAAUAGCAAUAACAACAAUAUUAAUAGAUCAUCAACUAAAGAAUAUGAUAUUCAAGUUAAAUUCGAUAUUCCCAACUCUAUAAAGUUGGCUAUCGACCAAUCGUACAAUGAUAGCAACGAUCAUAUUGUAAUCACUGGUUUCAUUAACUAUCAGGGUGUAGCUUUUAUUAUACUACCAAACGAAUUGUAUAUUUGGAGUUUAGAUAAAACAACAUCAUAUGAUAAAUUAGAACUACCAUAUCAGAUGGAUGUAAAUCAAAUAUGUGUAACCAGAAACAAGAAGAACUACGACACAUACACAGCAUUCUAUGUUACAAACGAUGGUUCUGUGAGAUACUGGUCACAAACAAACAGACCUUCACAAUCACAAGAUAUCUCUUUAGAUUAUAGAACAAAUACCAAUGUAUUCAUUACUGAAUGUGAUCCAUUUGGUGUUGUUAUUGCUAAUGCAUUGGGAACUAUUCAUCUUGUUAGCAUUGGAAAAGGUACUAAUACACUGACAUCAAAGAUGAUCAACAAAUCACAAGGUCUAUUGGGAUAUCUUUAUUUGGCUAAGCAACCACCCGUUCUAACGGUACUAUCAGUUCCACAAGUAACAAGUGCACAACGUCAAGUCUAUGUAUUGACAGAGAAUUCACUUAUCAAAUAUGAAAUCAAUGAGAAUGGCGAAAGAGUAUUAUUAGAGUAUUCAUUACAAAGAGAUAUACAACAAUUGUUCAACUUGACAGGAAAUGUAAAAUUGGUUGACUUGUCAUUGGAUUCAGACAGUCAAGACGAAUGCGAUACAAUCAGUAUAUUGGUACAACAUCUCAUCAAUCAACAAUCAAAGAGAUUCUAUUUGAUGUCAUUACAAGUAAAGCAGAAUCAAGUACACAAUUCAAAGAAGAUUGAUAAUCUUUAUUAUCAAUGUAAUGAAAAUCAAUAUGAAUUCAAUAGUAAACCAAAAGUUAUGUCUAUAAUGAAGAAACAUUGUAUCUAUUGGUUGGAUACGAUCUAUUAUUUCUCAGAGUAUCAAUUCAAGGGACGUACACACUCUAGUGGUACUAUCAGAUUGGAAUACCCAAUGAUUGCUGCUGGUGUUACAAAGAAUGAGUUCUUUUUCAUCGAUAGACCCAAUGCCGUUCAGAAUCUAAGUAUUCCACCAUUGCCAGUAGAUUUACCUCAAAAUGAUAGAUCGAAUGAAUUGAACAUAAUCUUUGAUAUACCAGAAGAAGAAGAUCAAAUUGGAUCAAUUAGAAAUAUAUUGUUAAGAUCGUUGAAUAGCUAUGCAAUGAAGAGACAGAAUGCUUUGCAACAGUCACUCGAAGUCUGUGCCAAGAUCGAUAAGAAAUCUUUUGAUUUGGCCGCGCGAAGAGUAUCUGCGUAUAUUGUCGACCAGCUACCAGCUGCCAACUAUUGGGCGUCGGGCACAGACGUUCUUCACCACUUGGGUUCGAAUAUGUCGGUGCAACUGAAGCAGCAGAUCGAAGACAAGAGAAAACGCUAUCAGAUAUUCACUGCAUUCCUUCAGGAGUUUGGCUUCAAGUCGCAACUCUCUAGAGAUACACAAGCCGCUAUCGACGCCAAUCAAUGCCGUCUCGCUGCAGCUGCCGACCUCCGUGACUUCCAGAACCUCCAGGAAGGCAGCUCAACUCUGCUGACUCGCCUGAUUCAAGCUGCAGUAUCGGCACGUCUCGGUGCCAACUGGCAAAACUCUGCAAUGAAUGUCUACGAGCUGUUCUACUCGAACAUCAGUAUGCUCGACGACAUUCUCCUGCUCAUCGUCAAGGAACUACGUGAUAUCGACAUCAACUACACCGAUUCACUGCUCAAGCUAAAGACAUUGUUAGAGGCAGACAGUAUUGCUUUGAAGUUACUAAGUAACUAUACACCAAACAUGUUGGUAAAUCAACAACAACAACAACAACAACAAUCUACUGGUACCGAUCCAAUCUAUUUAAUGGUUAGACUCCAAAUCGAUACAAUCAAUCGUUUUAUAGAGACGGAUCUCAAGACUGGUCCUGCAAACUUCCUUUUGACAAAGCUGUCCGAUGCCAGCUUGGCUCACUCUGAACAUACGCUGUAUGAGCAGCUGCACGAUCUCGUUGUAGUCUACUUGGAUGCCGUUAGGUUCAGUGCCAGCACCGACAAUGAACUCAAAUCAAUCCACAACUUGGCAACACAAAUGAAUGCAACAUUCGUACAGAGUGGACGUUUCGCUGCAGCUCUGGAUAUUGCUCAUCGUUUCUCUGACUAUCACACCAUCGUUCAAGUGUAUAUCAAUGACACCGACAACCGUGAACAACAACACAAGAUGCUUAUCAUAUCACUUCGUACAUUCUUGAACAACAGCAGCAGCAGCAAUAGUCAAUCGAAUGACUACUCUGAAUCCAUCACAAGAGUGUAUCAAUACAUGUUGGACUGUGGUUUAAGACAAGAGCUAUUGCAACUACCAGAGGAAUUCAGUCAGUCUGUUACUCGCUACCUUGAGAGCUACCCACAGAUAUCAUGGGUCAACUCACUCAAGCACAAACAAUGGAACGCAGCAGCCAAGACACUCCUUGAGGAAUCACAACGUGAAAACCAAAGUCUUUCACGUAAGAAGACACUCAUGAGCUUAGCUAAGCUUUCGUUACUUGCAGAGGAGAAAGAACCGUCGUCCAAGCUAGACAAAACUAUCGACACCACCAAUCAACGUUUGGAACUCAUCAAAAUACAAAAAGAAUUUCUUCCAGACCAAAAGACACCUAUCACUCCAGCGGAACUCAUCAAGGAGAUAUUGAAUUCCAAUGGAUAUCGACCAAUGGAUAAAUAUGCAAUCUGUUUAAAUACAUUAGAGGAAUCAAAUAUGAUUAUUAAACCAGAAGAAAGAAUUAAACUAUUUAAAUUGAUUCUAUUGAAUGCAUUUGAUAAUGGAGGUGCUGUUGAAUUAAGUUCGAAUUUAGUUGAACAUAUCAAUAUCAGUGACACACAAUUUGAUUUGUUAAUAUAUGAAACCGACUUUUUCCAAUUGCUACAUCAUUUACCAACAGAUCCAGAGACAACAAGCAUCAUUAAAUCAUUCAUUGACGAAUACCACCAAGAAAGACAAAAACAAAUUUUAAAUCAAGCACAAAAAGGACAAUUCACUCGUAUUCUUCAUAGAGUAUUGGAGCUAUGCAAACAAGAAUAA